AUGGCUUUUUCCGCUUCCCUGGCCGAACUCCAAUCAGAAGCCAGCUGCCCUCUCUGUCUAGAUAACCUGAGAGACCCAGUGACUCUAGCCUGUGGCCACAACUUCUGUGUCUCCUGCAUUCAACAGCGCUGGGUUGACCUACAGGACAUCUUCCCCUGUCCUGUCUGCCUCCACCACUGCCCUGACAGGAACUUGAAGAGAAACAACCAAUUGUGUCACAUCACUGACAUCGUUAAUCAGCUCCCCAUCAGAGAGAAUAAAAGGAAAUGGCAGGAACAGAAACUAUGUGAGAAGCACCAGGAGGUCUUGGACAUGUUCUGUGAGGAGGAUUCUGAGCUCUUGUGUCCCCAGUGCAGGACCGCCCAUGACCACCAGGAUCACUACCUCAUCCCUGCUGAGAGAGCUGCAGUGAGUCAAAGAAAGAAGCUCAGAAGCUACAUGGAGCUCCUGAAGAGGAAGAUUGAAACCACUGAAACAGAUUGUAAGAAACAAAUUUCAAAAUUUCUUGAAGAGAGUCGGAAGGUGGAACACCAGAAGACAGAAUUAGAUUCUGAAUUUAAAGAAUUCAUAUUUUUCUUGAGAAGGGAACAUUUUGCAAGUGAUGCCAGAUUAAUUAAGGAAGAGAACAAAGAGAAGGAUAAACUCACCGAAAACAAAAGCUAUAUUUCAAGUCACAUGGACACACAUAAAAAUCUUCUAAGUGACGCAAGAAAAAAGUAUUUGCUGCCCAACCUAGAGUUGCUAUCCAGCAUCAAAAGUAUUCAAAGUCGGCACAAAGACUUAACCCUCCCAGCAGUCUUUUUGUAUAAACUCAAGACAGAGAGUUUAGCCGUCCCUCCACAUUAUUUUGGUCUGCACACAAUGAUCAGCACGUUCCAGGUAGAUUUGACACUUGAUCCUGAAACUGCACAUCCAAGUCUGAUUAUCUCCAAAGACAGGAAAAGUAUAUCUACAACAAGUCUACCGCAAUUUCUUGACAACUCCCAGACAUUUACUCCUUACCCAGCUGUGCUCAGCUGUGAGGGCUUUGAUGGGGGCAGGCAUUUUUGGCAAGUAGAAGUCACAGGGGUUGGUGAAUGGUCCAUAGGUGUUUGUAAAAAAUCAUUCUGCGGAAAUUCGGGGAUACUACCAACCCCUGAAAAUGGCUAUUGGGCAUUUUUACAGACUGCAAAGAACACUGAACAGGACAUGGACAUUAAACAAGCAGACCCAGGUAUGCAAUUUGGUGUAUUUCUAGACUAUGAACUGGGAGAACUUUCCAUUUAUCGUUUGAAUAACAGAUUAUAUUUGUGUAAAAUCACUGAUAAAUUCACAGGGAAACUGAUGCCAUAUUUUGCUAUUGGACCCUCUUCAAAAUCAAUUUCAAUAUGUUUGACCACAAAGGAAUGGUGA
Molecule: messenger RNA, 1392 nt
Organism: Sorex fumeus (smoky shrew)
Lineage: Eukaryota; Metazoa; Chordata; Mammalia; Eulipotyphla; Soricidae
Product: tripartite motif-containing protein 75-like
Exons: 1
Coding region: 1-1392 (463 amino acids)
Molecular function (GO): zinc ion binding; protein binding
Source: RefSeq, a predicted model, not a curated record